Messenger RNA from Papilio polytes (common Mormon), 5289 nucleotides. RefSeq names its product protein polybromo-1 (gene polybromo). The record is from RefSeq and is a predicted model, not a curated record. Lineage: Eukaryota; Metazoa; Arthropoda; Insecta; Lepidoptera; Papilionidae. Gene Ontology annotation, molecular function: protein binding; chromatin binding. The transcript has 32 exons. The coding region runs from base 202 to 5253 and encodes 1683 amino acids. Gene Ontology annotation, cellular component: RSC-type complex. Gene Ontology annotation, biological process: chromatin remodeling.
AAUACCGUAAUUGAAAAAAUGGCGGUGAAGUAAAUGACGCAGUUUUUGGAUUUACAAUUUGUUUAUUGUGAUUAAGAUAAAGUGAAAUUGAUUUAAUCAUGUCUGUCAUAUUGUAGAAUAAGUGCAAAGUUAAUUAAUAAAAGUGACAUUAGAAUUUUGUUUUGAAAGAUUUUGCUGUAGAAGUGGCGUCCGUGGCUUACAAUGAGUAAAAGACGCCGGGCAUCGUCGGUGGCGAGCCGUGGGGCUGAUGGUGAUGAUAGUGAUGAUGCUGUAGAAUUGAGUAACCCAGGACCACCACCUUCGCGUAAGAAGAAGAAAUUAGAGCCGAGUGAAAUAUGCCAACAGUUGUAUGACACCAUUCGCUCAUACAAAAAAGAGGAUGGUUCUCUUCUGUGUGACUCUUUCAUCCGAGCUCCAAAGAGACGCCAAGAGCCGCUGUACUAUGAAGUGGUUUCACAGCCAAUUGAUUUACUCCGAGUUCAACAAAAGCUAAAAACUGACACCUAUGAAGAUAUAGAGGAAUUAUCUGCGGAUAUUGAGUUACUAGUUAACAAUGCAAAGGCAUUCUACAAACCUGAUUCUGUAGAAUAUAGAGAUGCCAUAGAUCUAUGGAAACUUUACACACAGAGUAGGCAGACUCUCGAAAAUGGUGAGGAAAUAAAAACACCAAAAGUGUCCCGCAAUGGUUCCUCCAGUAGGAGAUCGGAUGUUGCAGAAGAUUUGUCAGAAACCUCUACCAACAAUGAAGAUGAUGUUUUUGAAGAACUGUUUAAUGCUGUAAUGACAGCAAAUGUGGACGGAAGACCAUUAUACCCUUCAUUCCAAUUUCUACCAUCAAAACGUCGUUAUCCAGAAUACUAUAAUGUGAUAGAAUCUCCGAUAGGCUUGAAAACUAUAGCACAGAAGAUACAAGCAGGUGAAUAUUCAACUCUGACGGAGCUGGAGAGAGAUCUAUUGCGGAUGGUCAGGAAUGCCUGCCUCUUUAAUGAACCUGGAAGUUCGAUUUAUAAGGAUGCAAAGACUUUGAAGAAGAUAAUCCAAGUACGUAAGCAAGAGAUUGACCAGCACGGACGGAGUGGUCCUCCGAAGACGUCAGAACGUAUCAGAAGCAAGCGGUCUUCUCGUGUUGUCCCCGUGCCCAGUAGCCGCGCACUCGCCAUUAUGGACCCACUAGGACCUGAUGACAGUGAACUCAAGCAUUCUGAUGACAGUGGCGGGGACAGUGACGAUGACAAAGUUGAUAACGAGGACACGCCGCAAUGGAAACUUCUAGAAACAGUUAAAAACCACCUUGGAUCUAAUGGCACACCAAUGGCUGAACCAUUCUGGAAACUUCCAUCUCGAAGAGAAUAUCCUGAUUAUUACAAGGAGAUUAAGAAUCCAAUGUCUUUAAAUCAAAUUAAAAAUAAAAUAAGACGCGGCGGCUACGGCACGGUGUCAGAAGUGGCGGGCGAUAUGAACAUUAUGUUUGAAAACGCCAAGCAAUAUAAUGUACCAAGUUCUAGAUUGUAUAAAGAUGCUGUUAAAUUGCAAAGAUUAAUGCAACAACGUGUACAAGAGUUGUUAGAUAUAGUGCAGAGCUCCUCUAGUGAUGAUGAAAGUCUAUCUUCGGUUAAGAACACGCAGACACAAAUUUCAACACCACGACCUAGAGGUCGUCCACGUAUAAAUCCAUUGCCAUCAUCCACACAAUCAACUCCGAGUUUACCUAAACCUAAUAUGCCGUUAAAGAAGAAACUACAUUACAUAUCUAAACAUUUGCUCGAGUUCACAUGUUCUGACGGCAGACAACCAAUGUUGUGGUUUAUGGAGAAACCCAGCAAGAAAUUAUAUCCAGAGUACUGUAAUGUUAUCGACAGGCCAAUUGAUAUGCUCACUAUUGAAGCUAAUAUCAAGAAUGACUGUUACAAUAGUAUAGAUGAGUUAGUCGCAGACUUUAGUUUGAUGUUUUCAAACUGUAGACAAUUCAAUGAAGAAGGUUCUAUGAUAUACGAAGAUGCAAUACUUUUGGAACGAUUUAUGAAUGAAAAGUUGAAAGAACUUAAUUCAGUAAGUUACGAGAAGAAAACCCCGGUAAAAACAAUCAAACCCGUGAAAACAAGGCAAUUGUCACCAUUUGAACAGAAACUGAGGACACUAUAUGGUGCUAUUCGAGAUUAUAGAGAUCCUAAAGCAUACCGACAACUUGCUUUAAUAUUCAUGAAGUCACCAAGUAAAAUAGAAUAUCCUGAUUAUUACGAGUUAAUAAAAAACCCAAUCGAUAUGGAGAAGAUCGCCCACAAAUUGAAGCAUGGCUCCUACAAUUCUGUUAACGAAUUGGCCUCGGAUUUCAUAUUGAUGUUUGAUAAUGCUUGCAAAUAUAAUGAACCGGAUUCACAGAUAUAUAAAGAUGCAUUGAUAUUACAGAGAGUUUGUUUGCAAACCAAACAAAAGUUAAGGGAAGAUGACGAUGCGGUACCCGAUGUGCCCUCCGCAGUACAAGACUUACUACUCACUUUGUUCACUUCAGUUUACAACCAUCAAGAUGAAGAGGGCAGAUGUUACUCAGACAGUAUGGCGGAAUUGCCGGAACACGACGAAGCCUCUAACGGCGAGAAAGUCCGCGCGAUAUCACUAGACUUGGUGAAGCGACGUCUGGAUAAAGGACUUUAUAAGCGUCUGGAUCACUUCCAACAAGAUAUGUUUGCUGUUUUUGAAAGGGCUCGUCGUCUGUCGCGCACCGACAGCCAGAUCUUCGAGGACUCUGUGGAGCUGCAGACGUACUACACGGAGCAGCGCGACCUGCUGUGCCGCGGCACGCUGCUCUCGCCCGCGCUCGCCUUCACACGCGACGCCAUCGCCACCAGCGUCGAGCUCGUCAAGCAGUGCAAGCUGCUGCAGGAGAACGACGACGAGGAUGAGACCAGGUCAAGUACAGACGAGUCGAUGCCGGCGGGCGCGGCGCCGCUCAAGACGCAGUACAACAAGGGAGACUUCGUCUACAUACAGCCUGAUAAGAGCAACAAGGAACCACCCUCUAUUAUGCUAGUAGAACGAGUCUGGACGAACAACGAGGGUAUUCCCAUGAUGUACUGCAAUAUUUACUUCAGGCCUCAAGAUACUUUCCAUGUGCGCACGCGCAAGUUCCUGCAACAGGAAGUGUUUAAGACGGAGACUCACCGCGCGGUGCCGCUCGACCAGGUCAUAGGACGCUGCUACGUUAUGAAUGUUAAGGAAUACUUCAAGUUCAGACCUGAAGGAUAUGCGGACAAGGACGUAUACGUGUGCGAGAGUCGGUACAGCACCAAGUAUAGAACGUUCAAGAAGAUCAAAGUGUGGGAGGGAGCGGAAAAGGAGGUCACCCUCAUACAAAGAGAUGUGCCCUUAGAGCCGAACAGGACGGUGUCAGUGUUCAGGGAGCGUGUGGAGAAGCACAAAGACGAAUUAGCAGAGCUUGAGGUUUUGGAGAAUAUACAGGAGAAAGAUAGACCAGACGUAGUGAUGUACAAUCCGCUGGGCACGGACGACGAGAACACGUACUACGAGCAGUACAACACGGUGUGCUCCGGCGUCGUGAAGACCGGCGACUACGUGUACGUGGUCACUGAUGGCGGCAAGCAGAUGAUAGCCCAAGUCGACACUAUAUGGGAGACGGGAGAUAACAAAUGUUACUUCCGCGGACCUUUCCUCAUCUUUCCCGCUGAAGUCGCGAAUGUUAUCAACAAGCCGUUCUACAAGCAAGAAGUAUUGUUAACGACGAUGCACGAUACAAGUCCGCUGGUGGGCAUCGUGGGCAAGUGCGCUGUGCUCGACUACGAUGAUUACCUCAAAUGUCGACCUACAGAGAUAUCUGAGAACGACGUGUUUGUGUGCGAGUCUGUGUACGACGAGUCCAGUCGCGUGGCGCGCAAAUUAAAGACUGGACUAAGAAAGUUUGAGCACACUAAGGAUGUUACUGUUGAUGAGAUUUACUUCUUCCCGAAGCCUUUGGGUCCGCCGGCGCUGGCUUCCGCGCAGGAGGUGCAUUCCACCUCUACCGCAUUCACACAGAAACCAUUUAACCCCAACAUCAAUAUUGAUUCAAUGGACGGGAAGCCGCAGUUCACCAACCUCAUCAACACGACGAUCGGUAGCCAGGAUGUGGAGAUGAUACUGGAGAACUCUCUCGACGACUCUUCUAUGGCCUCGCCGGCAACGCCGCUCUCCAUCGGUGGCAACAGUAACCCAUACAAUCCAUCGAUGACGCCGGUGAGCAACGAGCGCUCCAACCCCGCGACCACGCCCGCUACCAGCAAGAAGAAGAAAGAACAGAAGCAGAAGAUAGUCACAGGAUAUAUAUUGUACUCCAGUGAAGUCCGCAAAGCUAUCGUCGCUAAUAACCCGGAAUCCACCUUUGGUGAGAUAUCCCGCAUCGUGGGCAACGAGUGGCGCUCGCUGGCCGCCGCCACCAAGCAGAGCUGGGAGGAGCGCGCCGCGCGCUGCAACGAGGAGACGGCCGCGCGCCUCGCAGAGGAGAUGAGGGAACUCGCGCAGCACACUCCAAUGGAAAUGACAUACGAAUGUGCUUGGGACACUUGCGACUACCAAUUUGAAGAUCUCUCAGAUUGUAUGGAGCAUUGUAUUGGAGAUGGAGGAAAUAUGAUUGGGACAUUUAUUGAAACAAAGAAGAGCAAAUUGGAGCGUAAGUAUUUUUACAUCAUUUGUAUGUUAAUUGUUAUUUAUUUUGUUAUGUUUUGUUUCUUUUGCAGGAACUUUGUGCCGUCGAGUAAAAAGCCGGUGAAGACUUUUAUGAACAACUUCCGUAGCGGUAUCAUGUCCCCUGGAGCGUCGUUGUCGGGUAUGUCUCCGAUGGGUCGCAACAGUCCGUCUCCGGGCGCGGGCGGCGGCGGCUCCGCGUGCGGCGAGGGCGGCGCGGGCGCUCGCGCAGGCCCAGAGCCGAUAUUCGUAGCCGCACCCCCGCGGGCACAGCGGCUUACACACUCGGAAGCUUAUAUCAGGUACAUCGAAGGUCUACAUUCAGAGCAGAAGUAUAUCACACCUUGGGAGAAAUCUCUCACUCCGAUGCCAUCCAACCCCGACCCAGCUCACUUCAAUGUGCACAAACUGUCACAAUGGAUGUCAGAAGACGCUGUCAAUGGAUAUCUAGCAUAUGACAAGAAUCUCACAGACAGUGAUAUACAGAAAAUGGAUCAAAGCACCAAGAUAGUGAAAGCUAUAUGCGUACUCAGAGACUAUAUGAUGAGAGAUGCACUCGCUAUAUACAAGAAUAUGUGAAUUUAUGUUUUUAAGUAUUAAAGAUCAUGAUUUAAA